GAAUCUUUUGAUGAUGCAUCACCAGGAAAACAAAAAGAAAUCCAGGAAGCAGAUCCUACAUACGAAGAGAAAAUGCAAACAGACAGAGCAAACAGAUUUGAGUAUCUGUUGAAGCAGACUGAGCUGUUUGCUCAUUUCAUUCAGCCUGCUGCUCAGAAAACUCCAACUUCACCUUUGAAAAUGAAGCCUGGACGUCCACGAAUAAAGAAGGAUGAGAAACAGAAUUUACUGUCAGUUGGCGACUACCGUCAUCGUAGAACAGAGCAGGAAGAAGACGAGGAGCUGUUAACAGAAAGCUCCAAGGCAACUAACGUCUGCACUCGAUUUGAAGAGUCUCCAUCAUAUGUUAAAUGGGGAAAGCUGCGUGAUUAUCAGGUGCGAGGAUUGAACUGGCUCAUCUCUCUCUAUGAAAAUGGCAUCAAUGGUAUCCUAGCAGAUGAAAUGGGUCUCGGGAAGACACUGCAAACAAUUUCUCUUCUUGGGUAUAUGAAACACUACAGAAAUAUUCCUGGCCCUCACAUGGUGUUAGUUCCAAAGUCCACUCUACAUAACUGGAUGAAUGAAUUCAAGAGAUGGGUACCUACACUUCGAGCAGUUUGCUUGAUAGGUGACAAAGACCAGCGAGCUGCCUUUGUCAGAGAUGUGUUGUUGCCUGGAGAAUGGGAUGUCUGCGUAACAUCAUACGAAAUGCUUAUCAAAGAGAAAUCAGUAUUCAAAAAGUUUAACUGGAGAUAUCUAGUAAUAGAUGAAGCCCACAGGAUUAAAAAUGAAAAAUCAAAGUUAUCAGAAAUUGUGAGGGAAUUCAAGACUACAAAUCGGCUGCUAUUAACCGGAACUCCACUUCAGAACAACUUACAUGAACUCUGGGCACUUCUUAACUUCCUUUUGCCAGAUGUCUUUAACUCAUCUGAAGACUUUGAUUCAUGGUUUGAUACAAACAACUGUCUAGGGGAUCAAAAGUUGGUGGAACGUCUCCAUAUGGUGCUACGACCAUUUCUGCUACGUCGCAUUAAGGCUGAUGUAGAGAAAAGCUUGCCUCCAAAGAAGGAAGUUAAAAUUUAUGUGGGUCUCAGCAAAAUGCAACGAGAAUGGUAUACGCGAAUCUUAAUGAAGGAUAUAGAUAUAUUGAAUUCAGCUGGGAAGCUGGACAAAAUGAGACUGCUGAAUAUUCUCAUGCAACUGCGAAAGUGUUGCAACCAUCCGUAUCUCUUUGAUGGAGCAGAACCUGGUCCACCUUACACAACGGAUAUGCAUUUGGUCACCAACAGUGGCAAAAUGGUAGUAUUGGACAAAUUGCUACCUAAGUUAAAAGAACAAGGUUCAAGAGUCUUAAUCUUCAGUCAGAUGACUAGAGUCCUAGAUAUCUUGGAAGAUUACUGUAUGUGGCGAAAUUAUGAGUAUUGUAGACUGGAUGGACAAACACCGCAUGAUGAGAGACAGGCAUCUAUUAAUGCAUAUAAUGAACCUGGUAGCUCAAAAUUUGUGUUCAUGUUGAGUACACGGGCAGGAGGUCUUGGAAUCAAUUUGGCUACUGCUGAUGUUGUAAUUCUGUAUGAUUCAGACUGGAAUCCACAAGUAGAUCUUCAAGCUAUGGAUCGAGCACACAGAAUUGGCCAAACAAAGACGGUGCGAGUGUUCAGGUUUAUCACAGACAAUACAGUGGAAGAGAGAAUAGUGGAACGUGCAGAAAUGAAACUCCGGCUAGAUUCCAUAGUCAUUCAGCAAGGAAGACUGGUGGAUCAAAACCUGAAUAAACUUGGGAAGGAUGAAAUGCUGCAAAUGAUUAGACACGGAGCGACACAUGUGUUUGCCUCAAAGGAGAGUGAGAUUACAGAUGAAGAUAUUGAUCACAUUUUGGAAAGAGGUGCAAAGAAGACUGCAGAAAUGAAUGAAAAACUUUCAAAGAUGGGUGAAAGCUCACUCAGGAAUUUCACAAUGGAUACAGAGUCCAGUGUGUAUAAUUUUGAAGGGGAAGACUACAGAGAAAAACAGAAGAUGGCAUUUACAGAGUGGAUUGAACCACCUAAACGAGAAAGAAAAGCCAAUUAUGCGGUGGAUGCUUACUUCAGAGAGGCUCUUCGAGUCAGCGAGCCAAAAGCACCCAAGGCACCCCGGCCUCCAAAACAGCCAAAUGUACAGGACUUCCAGUUCUUUCCUCCACGCCUGUUUGAGCUAUUGGAAAAAGAGAUUCUCUACUACAGAAAAACGAUUGGGUACAAGGUACCUCGUAAUCCUGAUCUCCCCAAUGCAGCCCAGGCACAAAAGGAGGAGCAGCUUAAGAUUGAUGAGGCUGAACCUCUUAAUGAUGAAGAACUAGAAGAAAAAGAGAAGCUUCUAACGCAGGGAUUCACUAACUGGAAUAAGAGAGAUUUUAACCAGUUCAUCAAAGCCAAUGAGAAGUGGGGCCGGGAUGACAUUGAAAACAUAGCACGAGAAGUAGAAGGCAAAACCCCAGAGGAAGUCAUUGAGUAUUCAG
Phaethon lepturus (White-tailed tropicbird) is the source of this 2476-nucleotide messenger RNA. RefSeq names its product SWI/SNF-related matrix-associated actin-dependent regulator of chromatin subfamily A member 5. The transcript has 19 exons. Gene Ontology annotation, cellular component: nucleus; chromatin. The annotation marks the transcript as partial. Gene Ontology annotation, biological process: regulation of transcription by RNA polymerase II; nucleosome organization. NCBI's taxonomy places the organism in Eukaryota, Metazoa, Chordata, Aves, Phaethontiformes, Phaethontidae. The record is from RefSeq and is a predicted model, not a curated record. Gene Ontology annotation, molecular function: ATP hydrolysis activity; DNA binding; histone binding.